Penicillium hordei is the source of this 1491-nucleotide messenger RNA. Its product is annotated as Major facilitator superfamily domain general substrate transporter. The record is from RefSeq and is a predicted model, not a curated record. Gene Ontology annotation, biological process: transmembrane transport. The transcript is spliced from 5 exons. The coding region runs from base 1 to 1491 and encodes 496 amino acids. NCBI's taxonomy places the organism in Eukaryota, Fungi, Ascomycota, Eurotiomycetes, Eurotiales, Aspergillaceae. Gene Ontology annotation, cellular component: membrane. Gene Ontology annotation, molecular function: transmembrane transporter activity.
AUGCAUCAAACAGCCAAUGUCGAUACUAAAGGCUCUGCCACAGACCCUGUCAGCAUAUUAUGUGAUAUGCGCGAUGGGGAGUUCGAACCUGAAGUUUCCGCUGCAAAAUCUCGUCGCGUAUUAAUGAAGAUCGACGCGGUUGUGAUGCCUCUCAUCGUCAUUUCAAUGACACUGGCGUUCUUAGAUAAGAAUGGACUUGCCUAUGCGGCAGUAUAUGGCUUAAAGACAGACACAAAUUUAGUCGGACAACAAUACAGCUGGCUGGGAAGCAUUUUCUACUUCGGCUACCUUGCCAUGGAGUUUCCGAAUCUUUGGUUGAUAACAAAAUUCCCAACCGGAAAAUACAUCGGAGGUUGCCUCGUGGCCUGGGGUGCAUGUUUGUGCUUGCUGGCGGCAUGCCACAACUUUGCCGGACUCGCUGCCAUUCGCUUCUUACUGGGUGUUUUCGAAGCUGCUCUACUUCCAUGCUUGUUACUAGUCAACUCAAAAUGGUACCGACGCAAUGAGCAGCCUUUGCGCACUGCGUUUUGGUAUAAUACAUUUGCCGGUGUCUUCGGUGGUAUCUUGAGCUAUGCUAUCGGACACAUCAAGGGAGAUCUGCCUACAUGGAAGUAUAUCUUUAUUAUCUACGGGGCUGUGACUAUUCUCGUUGGCAGCUUGGUUAUCUUUGCCUUACCUGAUGGCCCUGCAACCGCCUGGUUUCUAUCAGCGGAAGAGAAAAAGAUUGCACUUUUACGUGUUGCGGAAAACCAGACUGGUCUAGGCUCUCACAAGGACAUGAAGCUCAGUCAGAUCCUGGACGCUCUCACGGAUCCCAGAUACUACAUACUCAUGACAUUCGCCAUAGCCCAGUCAAUCACGAAUGCUGGAAUCACUAAUUUCAAUCCGCUUAUCAUAUCUGGAUAUGGAUUUUCACAGGCCAAGACAACCCUCCUCGCCACUCCACAAGCAGCAGUUGCAAUGGUUGCGCAGGCAGUUUUUACGACUAUCGCAUUCUUCGUCCCCAACAUCCGAUGCUUGCUUUGGGUUAUAUCCUCCCUCAUUGCUAUGGCAGGAGCUAUAGUGGUUCAUCUUAUGGACCCGACCACACAGCGUAAUGCCUCACUGGCUGGAAUUUACAUUAUGGGAUUCUACAACGUGCCCUGGGUGCUCGCAUUGAGUCUGCAAACAUCGAAUACUAGCGGAACAACGAAGAAGAGCUUCGUUUCUAUCUCCGUGGCUGUAUUCUAUGCUGUUGGAAACAUUAUUGGUCCACAGUUCUUCCGCAAUGACCAAGCACCGCAUUAUCCACUGGGAAUUGGGGCAAUGCUAUGCUGCUUUGCGAUUAUGACUGUAACUGGGAUCUUGUAUUUCGUGUCUUGUUUAAUUUCUAACAAGCACCGUGAUCGUGUUCAUGGGCAGGUUAGCGAAAGGCCAGGUAUGGAGGGGAUUGAGGCGGAUCUGGAUGAUUCAACUGAUCGGGAGAACAAUAGGUUCAGAUACGCAUAUUAA